AUGUUCCUUGUUUUUUGUUUGCUAACAUGUUAUUUUAUUUCUAAAUAUUAUCCUCUUUAUCCUUUCUCCUCAUGCUUCUCCUUUCUUCUCCUCCUCAUCCCUCUUCUUUUUUUCACUACCUUAACUUUCUCCUUUCUUCACCAACUCAUGCCUAAACUUUCUUCUCCUCCUCAUCUUUCUCCUUUCUUCACCUCCUCAUCCUUCUCCUUUCUUCACCUCCUCAUCCUUCUCCUUUCUUCACCUCCUCUUCCCUCUCCUUUCUUCACCUCCUCAUCCCUCUCUUUUCUUCACCUCCUCAUCCCUCACUUCUAUUCCCUCUCUCUUCUAUUCCGCCUCUCUCAUCCUUCCCUCUCCUCCUCCUCCUUCCCUCUCUCUCUCUGCUCUCUCAUCCCUCACUCUCCUCUUUAUUUCCAUUCUAUCUUCUCUCUCUCCGUUUUUGCUUUCUCGUCUUUCUGUUCUCUGUCUCUCUUUCUAUUCUAUCUUCUCUUUCUGUUCUGUUUUACCCUCUCUAUGUGUUUUUACUCUCUCUGUUUUCUCUCUUUCUGUUUUCUCUCUCUUUCUGCUUUUUCUAUCUCUCUUUCUAUUUUUUCUGUCUCUCUUUGUCUCUUCUCUCGCUCUGUUUUCUCUUUCUUUAACUGUCUGUUUUUUCUCUCUCUGUUUCUCUUUCUCCUCUCUUUUCGAUUGCAAGUUAUCCUAUAUUGCCAUCGGUGUACAACAAAUUUAAAGAAAUAUGCUAGAUUAUGA
Messenger RNA from Acanthosepion pharaonis, 744 nucleotides. NCBI's taxonomy places the organism in Eukaryota, Metazoa, Mollusca, Cephalopoda, Sepiida, Sepiidae. The record is from the annotation of a GenBank genome assembly.